Molecule: messenger RNA, 1356 nt
Organism: Castor canadensis (American beaver)
Lineage: Eukaryota; Metazoa; Chordata; Mammalia; Rodentia; Castoridae
Source: RefSeq, a predicted model, not a curated record
CCGCGAGACUCCACCCGGGCCGCCGCCUUCGCCCGCGCCGCGUGAUCCGCACCGGCCUCCGAAAGCCGCAAUCCCAGCCGCACCAACCGCCGCCAACCGCCACCGAGGUGCCCGAGGGAGAGCACAGGAGGCGGCAUGAGCGAGGCGGGCGAGGCCACCACCACCAUCACCACCUCCGUCCCGCAGGCUCCGGCGGAGGCGGCCGCCGCGGCGCCCCAGGACCCCGCGCCCAAGAGCCCAGCGGGCAGCAGCGCGCCCCAGGCCGCGGCGCCCGCCGCCCUGGUGGCUGGGAACCCCAGCGGGGACGCGGCCCCCUCAGCCACUGGCACCGCGGCUCCGGCCUCUUCAGCCACCGCCAGCAGCGAAGACGCGGAGAAAAAAGUUCUUGCCACCAAAGUCCUUGGCACUGUCAAAUGGUUCAACGUCAGAAAUGGAUAUGGAUUUAUAAAUCGAAAUGACACCAAAGAAGAUGUAUUUGUGCAUCAGACUGCCAUCAAGAAAAAUAAUCCACGGAAAUACCUGCGCAGUGUAGGAGAUGGAGAAACUGUAGAGUUUGAUGUGGUUGAAGGAGAAAAGGGUGCUGAAGCAGCUAAUGUGACGGGCCCGGAUGGAGUUCCUGUAGAAGGGAGUCGUUAUGCUGCAGAUCGGCGCCGUUACAGACGUGGCUAUUAUGGCAGACGCCGUGGACCUCCUCGUAAUUACGCUGGGGAGGAGGAGGAGGAAGGGAGCGGCAGCAGUGAAGGAUUUGACCCCCCUGCCACUGACGGGCAGUUCUCUGGGGCCCGGAAUCAGCUGCGCCGCCCCCAGUACCGCCCUCAGUACCGGCAGCGGCGGUUCCCGCCUUACCACGUGGGACAGACCUUUGACCGCCGCUCACGGGUCUUUCCCCAUCCCAACAGAAUGCAGAUCACCAACAAAUUACUGCUAAUGCCAGUAGGUGAAGAGAUCAAGGCUGGUGAGAUUGGAGAGAUGAAGGAUGGAGUCUCUGAAGGAGCACAGCUUCAGGGACCAGUUCAUCGAAAUCCAACUUACCGUCCAAGAUACCGUAGGGGGCCUCCUCGCCCACGACCUGCCCCAGCUGUUGGUGAGGCUGAAGAUAAAGAGAAUCAACAAGCGGCCAGUGGUCCAAACCAGCCAUCUGCUCGCCAUGGAUACCGGCGUCCCUACAACUAUCGGCGUCGCCCCCGUCCUCCAAAUGCUCCUUCACAAGAUGGCAAAGAGAUCAAGGCAGGUGAAGCACCAACCGUGAACCCUGCUCCGGCCACCGAGCAGAGCAGUGCUGACUGACCCCAGGCUCCCCAGGCACCUUCACCACCAGCAGGUGACCUAAAGAAUUAAUGACCAUUCAAAAAUAAA